AUGCCAUCCUCCCCAGCCCUCAUCGACAUACCCGCCCACAUCCUACAUGCCGAAUUGCUCCGCAGGCAAGAAGAGACAGAUGAGCGGCCAAAGUGCGAGACAAAAGGCGGCAAGGGGCAGUACAACACGACGCUGCAUGUCUUUGCCCUGCUGCUCAUCCUCACCCUGAGCACAGCGGCUUGUUCCUUCCCAAUCAUCGUCAAGCGCUUUCCCUCGAUCCCCGUGCCCCACCAGUUCCUCUUCAUCUCACGACACUUUGGCACCGGCGUACUUAUAGCCACCGCUUUCGUCCAUCUCCUCCCCACUGCCUUCGAGUCUCUCACACACCCAUGUCUUCCUCACUUCUGGAACAAGCGCUAUCCCGCCAUGCCGGGCCUCGUGGCUAUGACGGCUGUCUUCGUGGUUGUGAGCAUUGAAAUGUUCUUUGCGGCACGUGGAGCGGGACAUGUGCAUUCGACGGGCUACGAGAACCUCGGUCUCGACUCCUCUCAGAAUAGCGCCCGUCCAGCCCACAAGAGGAGCCAUAGCUACGGCAUGUACAGCAACGGCAUGCCAGGGGCGAGUGGCCUUGCACCAGGCAUUGUACUCCAUGACGUCGAGUCCUCGACCAACUUGAUGGCCGGACGAUCACCCUCCGUUUCAGCUGCAUCGCCCAUGACCCCUACCAUGCCCAUUGAUGCACGGAAUCGAAAGUCCAUGAACAAUGGCGAUGACGAUGACGAUGAUUCCGAUCUGGAAAUUACUAGAGAGGAACUAGCCCAUCAGGAUGCUGAAGAUUCAGAAGAUGAAUCCCGCCUGCUGCCAGGUCCUCAUACCCAUCAGCAGCACAGCCAUGGCCGCGGCGAGUCGUCCGAAACUCCAGAAAAGUCAGAUGCCCAAAACAAGAAGCUCCUGCUUCAAUGCCUGCUGCUUGAAGCUGGCAUCCUUUUUCACUCCGUCUUCAUAGGCAUGGCCCUUUCAGUGGCAACCGGCACUGCUUUCAUUGUACUUCUCACCGCCAUAUCCUUUCACCAGACUUUUGAAGGAUUUGCACUCGGUGCGAGAAUCAGUGCUAUCCGCUUCCCAGCUGGAUCACCGAAGCCCUGGCUUAUGGCAAUGGCCUAUGGCACAACGACCCCUAUCGGCCAAGCCAUAGGACUGGCGAUCCACACCCUGUAUGAUCCUGCAAGUCAAGCUGGCUUACUAACUGUAGGCUUCAUGAACGCCAUAUCAAGUGGCCUGCUUCUAUUCGCCGGCCUGGUCGAGCUUCUUGCCGAAGACUUUCUCAGUGACGAGAGUUACGUCACCCUGCGUGGCAAGCGGCGACUACAGGCGUGCGCCAGCGUUUUGGGAGGCGCGUAUCUAAUGGCACUUGUCGGUGCAUGGGCAUAA
Molecule: messenger RNA, 1371 nt
Organism: Bipolaris victoriae FI3
Lineage: Eukaryota; Fungi; Ascomycota; Dothideomycetes; Pleosporales; Pleosporaceae
Exons: 2
Coding region: 1-1371 (456 amino acids)
Biological process (GO): zinc ion transmembrane transport
Cellular component (GO): plasma membrane
Molecular function (GO): zinc ion transmembrane transporter activity
Source: RefSeq, a predicted model, not a curated record